Procambarus clarkii (red swamp crayfish) is the source of this 984-nucleotide messenger RNA. NCBI's taxonomy places the organism in Eukaryota, Metazoa, Arthropoda, Malacostraca, Decapoda, Cambaridae. The record is from RefSeq and is a predicted model, not a curated record.
AUGAACAUCCAAGCAGAUGCCUUCAUUAACAUCGCACGUGUUCGGUCACUUAACAAUAUAACGAGACAAGGUAGACAUGUAGAAAGCAGCAGCCUUGUAGCGGGGAUCCACAUCCACACCUCUCAAGAGCAUCUCAUCCACACCUCUCAAGAGCAUCUCAUCCACACCUCUCAAGAGCAUCUCAUCCACACCGUCAAGAGCAUCUCAUCCACAUCUCUCAAGAGCAUCUCAUUCAUACCUUCAAGAGCAUCUCAUCCACACCUUCAAGAGCAUCUCAUCCACACCUCUCAAGAGCAUCUCAUCCACACCUCUCAAGAGCAUCUCAUCCACACCUCUCAAGAGCAUCUCAUCCACACCUCUCAAGAGCAUCUCAUCCACACCUCUCAAGAGCAUCUCAUCCACACCUUCAAGAGCAUCUCAUCCACACCUUCAAGAGCAUCUCAUCCACACCUUCAAGAGCAUCUCAUCCACACCUUCAAGAGCAUCUCAUCCACACCUCUCAAGAGCAUCUCAUCCACACCUCUCAAGAGCAUCUCAUCCACACCUCUCAAGAGCAUCUCAUCCACACCUUCAAGAGCAUCUCACCCACACCUCUCAAGAGCAUCUCAUCCACACCUCUCAAGAGCAUCUCAUCCACACCUCUCAAGAGCAUCUCAUCCACACCUCUCAAGAGCAUCUCAUCCACACCGUCAAGAGCAUCUCAUCCACACCGUCAAGAGCAUCUCAUCCACAUCUCUCAAGAGCAUCUCAUCCACACCUUCAAGAGCAUCUCAUCCACACCUUCAAGAGCAUCUCAUCCACACCUUCAAGAGCAUCUCAUCCACACCUCUCAAGAGCAUCUCAUCCACACCUUCAAGAGCAUCUCAUCCACACCUCUCAAGAGCAUCUCAUCCACACCUUCAAGAGCAUCUUAUCCACACCAGCAACCCGUCCUCGACUCAAGUGCUGUGUCAUAAGUGCUGUGUCAUAGGUGCUGUGUCAUAA